This is a messenger RNA of Drosophila yakuba, 3293 nucleotides long. Its product is annotated as 4-coumarate--CoA ligase 1. The transcript has 5 exons. The record is from RefSeq and is a predicted model, not a curated record. Gene Ontology annotation, biological process: fatty-acyl-CoA biosynthetic process; long-chain fatty acid metabolic process. Gene Ontology annotation, molecular function: long-chain fatty acid-CoA ligase activity. The coding region runs from base 698 to 2305 and encodes 535 amino acids. Lineage: Eukaryota; Metazoa; Arthropoda; Insecta; Diptera; Drosophilidae.
UAGAGACGAAAGCUUAUGGAUGUUUGUAGGGGCUUCAUAGAACAGAGGGUCGCCAGGUACUCUGAGCUCUCCGUUUGAGACUGAGCUAUUUUGUGACCCGGGCCCUCUGUCAAGCUGACUCUCGGCACGGGUCGAAUGACAUCUUAGUCCGGAACGGGACGCCCAACUACCAUUUGCCAGCAUCCUGCAACGUGCAAUUAGCAUACGUUCAUUUGAUAAAUGGAGUGUGUUCUUAUCUUAUCUCGUUUUAUUUCCAAGCUGCCAAACGUUUUACAAAAACCCAUUUAACUUGGAACUCACUGAAGCUGGUUAAGAUAGUGUGAAUUUUAACCACUAAUUCUUUUAUAAAGACUGAUAAGAUUAAAGAAAAUGCUGAAUAAUAAUAAUAAUAAUCUAAUUUAACGUGACACAAUUAUAUUCUCAUUUAUUCGCAUUCAACGAAUUUAUUAUUCUUUUUGCUUACAGAAAUACUGCUGCAGAAAUACUCUUGGCAUUAAUAAAAAAUAUUUUAAUAAUUGGCAUUUAUACAUCAUCUUAUCACCCACAUACUCGUGUUAAGAUAGGGUGAGAUAAGACAGUUGAUGAAGGUCUUCUUUUACUGGAAGUUUUUGAAGUUCCCUUCCGCUAUAUAUACCGUCUUUCCCAUCUCCGACGGACAGAAGUACUUUUGAUUUCGACCGAAAAGAAACGCCCAACAAUGCAGGGACUGCCAACAACUUACGAUGCGAGGGACCGUAUCUGGAGUGGAGCCAAGCGGGCCAACACCUACACCGAUGAGACAUCCAUUGGUAGUGUAAUUUGCAAAGGGAUGAGGAACUGGCCCAGAAACGUUUGUCAGAUAAACGAUGUGGAUGGUGUGGAAAUGACCUUUGGGCAGGGAAUCACUUGGGCCAUUCGGAUUGCCCAGAUCCUGAAGAAAAAAGGACUCAAGCAUCCAGAUGUAAUUGGGAUUGCGGCCAAAAACUCAACAUACGUAACUCCUGUAGCUGUGGCCUGCCUUUUAAAUGGAACACCCUUCCACGCGGUUAAUCCCGUGUCGGACGAAGCCACUUUGACACACAUUUUCUCGAUAACCAAACCAACUGUGAUUUUCUGCGAUGGUCAGGACCACGAGAAACUCCGUGUUGCAGCUAAAGGAUGGCAGCCAGAGAUUUUCACGAUUACUGACUCUGUUGAAGGAGUGCCCCAUAUCGAUACCUUUCUGGAGCCAACUACCACAGAAAUGUUUUACCAGCCAGAACCUCUGAGGGAAGGAGGUAAACAGACCGUGGCCAUCCUCUGCUCUUCGGGAACCACUGGCUUACCCAAGGCUGUCUGCAUUUCCAACAGAGCUCUCUUCUCGGCCACCGAUAUGAUGAACAGCGAAGUGGUCGUAUUUGCCGCUAGUAGUCUGGAUUGGUACAGUGGCCUAAGGUUAUUUACCUGGAGCACUGUGGUGGGCUGCACCCGGAUUAUAACUAACAAACCAUUUUCACCGAAAUACUUUGUAAAGCUUGUUGAAAAGUACAGGAUCAACACAGUUAUAUUGCCUCCUCGCCAUAUGUCUAGUCUGAUCGCAUUUCCCGGGGCGACGAAAGAAGCCUUGGCGUCCCUUCGCAGCGUGACGUAUGCAGGCGGAUUCACGUCCAUGACCACAUUGAAGAAAAUGCAAGAGCUCUGUCCAAAUGCAAAGUUGGUUUCAGUAUACGCAUUGACUGAGGUAGGAGUUGUAUCCCAUAAUAUCGGACUCGGAAACGUCAACACUGCAGGCAAGCUGCGUUCGGGCAUAAAGAUUCGGAUCGUGGACGAUGAUGGCAAGAGCCUGGGUUACAACGAGCAGGGAGAGAUCUAUGUGCACACGGGCCUUCCCUGGAAAGGAUACUAUGGUAACCCAGUGGAGACUCAACGAACUCAGGACGACAAAGGAUGGGUUCAUACCGGCGAUCUAGGCUACUUCGAUGAGCAGAACCAGCUCUAUGUGGUGGACCGCAAAAAGGAGGUCCUCAAGUACCAGGGAAUCCACUACUGGCCCUCUGAGAUCGAGGGCGUCAUCUCAGAGUUGCCUAACGUGGAGGAAGUUUGCGUCAUCAGCAUCUAUGAUGAGCAGCAGGGCGAUGCUGCUGGUGCACUGGUGGUGAAGCGUAGUGGUUCCUCAAUUACCGCCAAGGAGAUUUCUGAUCAUGUGGCCAGGAGGCUUCCCUCCAUUCAAAAGCAGCUUCAUGCUGGCGUCCAGUUUACGGAUAAGCUACCAGCCAAUCCAAAUGGAAAGACACUUCGACGAGUGGCGCAAGAGGAAUUCGUUGCGAGAAAGGGUUCUAGGAAAUAAGAAUUCAAUAACACACCUGGUAAAAUUCAAAUAUUCCGGUUUAUACCGAGUCGCGAGAAUUCAAAGUCGUCGUAUAAGUGAAGUGAUACAAAUGAGAAUUUAGAUGAUCUUCUUCUUUGUUUCUUUCUUUCAUACUUAAUAAUAAACUUGGACAAUCAUGUUAUUUAUUUAAAAUCUAGCGGAUUGCUUUCUUUAUUAGCAAUGUAAUUAAAUUUGUAUUAUGUAUGGAUAGAGGUAUUUUGACAAUAAAAACUAAUUUUUUCUAAUUAAAACUAGGCACGCCAAACACAUUAACGAGUGUGGUUUUGAAGGUAUGAUAUAUUAUAUUAUAUAUGGCUAGGCGGCUGAGAGUUAGCUGUUUUAUAUUGGUGCGAAUUUAAUUAAACGUAUUUUAUUUUCCAAAAAUUUGAUCGAUUCUAAUCAAGAAUAUAUAUAGUUUAUAUGGUCGGAAACGUUUCCUUCUACACGAUACAUAAUUUUCAACAAAUCGCGUAAAAUUAAUAAUUUCUACAUACAAACUUAUUUUAAUAGGUAAGCUCUUAAACUUUAACCAUUUCAAGUGAUUCGCACAAUGGUAGGGUGUUGAAAAACUGAAUAAUACUUAAAAAAAUACUUAAAUAAUAUUUAAUAGUUCGUUCGACGGCAGAAAUAUAUUUGUGUUUUAUUGGUGUGUUUUAAAUUAAAUGCGUCUUUAGAAACUGCUAUAAAUUUAAAAAAAUGAGACUGCCUGAUUUAGUGCUUAGUGCGAUAUUGUACAGAGUGAACGUAUUUACUUCAUCUUUCUUUUAACACUACCAAAUCGAACUUUACAAUGCUUAUCACCCGAGGCUCGUUUUUGAAGCUAAUUUUUUUGAUGGUUUGUGUGGGCAUGGCAUCCUCAAAAGAAAAAGACUGUCCUGAAGGUUUUAAACGCCAUAAUCGUUUUUGCACUUUUCAUUACAAAUUAUAAAAAAUUGAUUACACUAAAUAAAUAAUUUCUGAACAUUUA